This is a messenger RNA of Ipomoea nil (Japanese morning glory), 726 nucleotides long. RefSeq lists its product as uncharacterized. Lineage: Eukaryota; Viridiplantae; Streptophyta; Magnoliopsida; Solanales; Convolvulaceae. The coding region runs from base 1 to 726 and encodes 241 amino acids. The record is from RefSeq and is a predicted model, not a curated record. The transcript has a single exon.
AUGGCGACUGCGUGGCCUACAAUCGGGAACCACUCAAUUCCGGUCAACAAUACCACCGGUAUACCAGUUUCGGCAACAGGAAAUCCGGCGAGUACGAGUUCGGCUCCGUCUUCCUCAACAGCGGCUGCUGGCUCGAACACCUCUGAGGUACUGUUCAAUCCCCAGAACCAAUCAAAUCCCUACUAUUUACAUGUUAAUGAGAAUCCAGCCCUAGAAUUGGUUCCAUUCCCCUUAGAUGGCUCCAAUUACCACACAUGGGCAAGAGCCAUGACUAUGGCGUUGUCUUGCAAGAAUAAGAUUGCCUUCGUCAAUGGAGCAAUCAAGAAACCUUCUACAGAUAACCUAGAAAGAUAUAUGGCCUGGGAAAGGUGCAACAACAUAGUUGCCUCCUGGAUAGUUCGUUCCCUUUCUCCAAUGAUUGGGAGGAGUGUGAUGUGGAUAGAUACAACCUAUGGUAUCUGGAAUGACCUAAAACAGAGGUUUAGCAAACAAGACCUGUUUAGAAUUGCUGAGAUUAAAUGUGAGAUCUAUCAAACCAAACAGGGAGAUAACUCACUGAACGAAUACUUUACUAAGCAGAAAUUAAUGUGGGAUGAACUGAGUAUUCUUAGACCUACAAUGUACUGCAUUUGUCCUAUCAAGUGCGAUUGUGGGAAGAAGAUUGAUGGUCUCAAUGAGCAGCUUGAAAUGGAUAAACUAUCCAUUUUUUUUUAUUGGACUGCAUGA